Molecule: messenger RNA, 5297 nt
Organism: Chlamydomonas reinhardtii
Lineage: Eukaryota; Viridiplantae; Chlorophyta; Chlorophyceae; Chlamydomonadales; Chlamydomonadaceae
Exons: 23
Coding region: 311-3550 (1079 amino acids)
Biological process (GO): protein phosphorylation
Molecular function (GO): protein kinase activity; ATP binding
Source: RefSeq, a predicted model, not a curated record
GUUCAACAGAACACUUGAGUUUGCCUGAGUGAGCCUUCUUGGCCGCACAGCUUAACCGCGUUGACUCCUUCGGGGACGUCAUGAAGUGAUACAGAGAAAUAUGGUAGCGCGGUGGGGGCCCGUGUGUGCGGGGCGCCUUCUCAGCCUCUUCGCUAGCAGCCUGCUUCUUUUCGCGGUGGCUAGCAGAGCAGACACGGCAUGCACGCUGGAUGGCGUCGAUAUUGGCAGCACUCGGGUAGUCGUCUUGAGCUCACCUUGCUUCAUCGCGAGCGCACCAUGGACGCCACCGUCGUCCUAUGUGGCUGUCAAUAUGACGGGUGGAGUGAACGGCUAUGGCGCUCUGUCUUCUGGCUUCCUGUCCGAUAUAAUCAGGGCCGCUGGCUCCCAGGUUCUGGCGCUGCAGAACCUGGCGCUCCUGCAGGCCAGAGUUGAAGUUUCGCCCGAUAAGUUUCUUGCGCUUCCAGCGAUAAAUGCCGCUCAGGUCAUCCUGGAAAGCAUUACAGUGAAUACAGACUGCUUGACGGUGCAGCUGCUCUUGGAGAGCAGCAUUGCGGCGACAUGGCCGCGAGGGACUGGGUACUUGUACGUGCCCGGGCCCUACACCCGCUCAGGCUGGAGCUACAACAGGGUUAACUUCACCUGUGACGUUCCGGGCGUACAGCUCGAUGGGUCUGGUGUGCCCACGACCACAGUGCUGACAUCGGGGCUUGGCCUAUUUAACGCCCUCGUCUUAAGUCAAUGGACGCCAGCGAUGGGCGGCCGCUCCACCCCGAUGACUAUCUUGGUCAAUGUGAACAUUACGCUGAAGGCCAGCGCAUGGUACUGGUCAAGGGGCCUCUCAGUGUCGCGAAACACGACCCUGCGAGGCCAGCCCGGGUCUCUGACUGUCAUCGAUCUGGAAGGGGCGUCAACCUACAUCACGGUGGCACCAGGCUUCAUGGUUGUAAUGGAGAACGUCCAUCUGCUCAACAUGGGGCCACUGCGCGGCGCACUCGGCGACCUGGGCAUCUUACCUAUCUUAUCACUGCCGGCCUGGCUCUUCAACAUUUCACGGAAUCCUGACGGCACGCAACUCACGAUGCGGAACGCCACAUUCACGCUGACUCAAAGCGAGUAUAUCUACUUUACGCUGUGGUCACUCGUGGUGACCACGGACGUGGCAACGGUUUCGGAGCAGGCGCAGCAACUGAAGUCAGCCACGUCCAUCGUCAAGCUCGGCACGGCACCGAACCGUGACAGCAUCAACUUCGCGCAGCUGCGUGGCAUUGGCAUGGACCUAUACAACUUCAGCAUCACGGCCGCUGCGCCCCCGGGUUUCGUGAACAGCGUUCCCGACAAUCCCAACCUGCAAUUCAGCCUCACGGUCCCGCCCGGCAUCACGCAGCUCGCGGUGUACACCCUCGACGACCUGAUCAGCGUGCUACGGAGGGUGCAGGACACCAAGCCGCAGUAUGCCACCGCGCUGUUCAUACUGCGCAACAUCACAAUCGACCCAACCCGAGCGGGCUGGCCAGUGAACGGCUUUGCAGUCAGCUCGCCAGUGAUGUUUGUUGGACAGACCAACUUGGGCAUCCCGACAUGGAUUGAUUUCCAGCGGGUGCAGAAGUUCCUGGUGGUGACGGGCUGCGCCCCCGAAAUUUAUGUCUUCGUCCAGGGCCUCUGGAUGGCGAAUCUGCCCAAUGCCAUGGCACAGACGCAGACACCGCAGCCCAGCGGCAGCGCACCAGUCGGCGCUCACCUGGGCGCAAACCUGCCUGACGUGACGGUUUACGUGACCAACAUUCAGGCUCGCAACACUUCGUGCCCGGCGACCCUGUUAUUCAUGAACCAGUCUAGCAUAUCGGUGACGUACGCGGAGUAUCGGCAGAUCUACAGUGACGCCGCGAAGCACUUGGGAACGACCAUGAGCGGCUCGGGCAUGGUGCUGGGGUCCGACAUUGAUUACAACCUGACAAGCGUGCUGCUCAAUGGCGUGACAUACCAGGACCUCGUUGGGUGGGGCUGGCAUGGUUACAAGACGGAGGUGACUUUCCGGCCACCGCCGGGCGUCACCAUCCUGUACAACAACGUGUAUGACCCACCGUCCCCGCCCGCGUCCCAAGCGCCAAAUGCAAGGUCCUCGGACGGCGAGAGCAGCCUGGCGGGCUGGCAGGUGGCCCUGAUUGUGGUGGGCUGCGUCUUGUUCGUCGCCCUGGUGGGCGUCGUCAUAUACACGCGGACUGUAAAGAAGCUGAAGCAAGAGGUGGAGGCUGUCAAAAGCGGUGCGUCCGACAAGAAGAGCAGCAAUAAUUCAGGUGACGCGGAGGCGACGAACGGCAACGGCACGCGCUUCGGAACCGGCAGCAGCCAUCCGGGAGAUAGCGGCCAGCAUCCCGUCGCCACAGGCAGCGGUAAUGUCCCACAGUCGCCGGCCGUUAAGGCGAUUGCCGGGGCGACCGGCAUGCAGGGCGAGGGCACCAGCGACGACUCCUCGGCGCCGCAGGUGGACCGGCCGCCGCUGGAGGUGCUGAACGCCAUGAUGGCCAGCCUUACGCAGGAGAUGGAUGACCAGCAUCUGCGCAUUCUGGAGGUCAUUGGCCAGGGCGGCUUCGGCGUGGUGUACAGAGGCCAGUGGAAGGGGCUGAACGUGGCGGUGAAGACCAUUACGUUCCAGGACCGGGUGGCGGGCGGCGAGAAGGCGCAGCACAGGGCCAUCCUUGAGGCGGCCAUCUCCUCCUCGCUGGCGCACCCCAACGUGGUGACGACGUACUCGUACGACAUCAAGCCGCUUACGGUGCAAGGCGUGCCGUCAACUGACAGCCCCGGGAGUGGCAACGGCGCCAACGGCACGCCAGGGAUGAAGAUUGUGGACAAGCGGCCGGUGCUGGACUGGAAGCUGUACCUAGUGCAGGAGUUCUGCGAUGGGGGUUCCUUACGGAUGGCUAUCCUCAAGCGCAAGUUUUAUGACGCGAAGAAGGACGAGCCGCGCAUGGAGAUGAUUCUGGACACGUCCGUGGAGCUGUGCGGAGGCCUGUGCCACCUCCACGAAAGAAACAUCGUGCACGGGGAUUUGAAUCCUAACAACGUGCUGCUGAAGCGUGACCCCACGAAGAAGUACGGCGCCGUCUGCAAGAUUGCAGACUUUGGUCUAAGCAUCAAGAUGAAUGCCGACCAGAGUCACAUCAGCAACAUGCGGCGCGGCACGCCGUUUUACACGUGUCCGCAAAUCCUGGCGCGGGGCAACAUGACCAAGGCGGCGGACGUGUAUUCCAUGGGCGUGAUGAUGUGGGAGAUGUACCACAGCUGCAUGUCGUACCGCUCUCUUCCCAGCGGCUUCGCGGCGCGCGAGAGCUUCCCCAAGUUCCCGCGCAAGGCGCCGCACGAGUUCGCGCGUGUUGUGGGCUUGUGCCUGGACCCGGAGCCCUCGCAGCGGCCCGCGUUCGUGCAUCUGAAGGAGCUGCUGGAGGCGCAGCUGGAGGCGCUCAAGCGCGGCGACCUGCGCACCGGCGACGAGGUGCUGGGGCCGGACCCCGUCGGCGACGCCACACACAUGGCGUACUGCCAGGACUGAUGAAGCGGCAGCGUGCAGGUGGUGGCUCGGCUCAGCUUGGCUGAGCAGGCGGGUGGGUGGAUGAGCAGCUGGACCAUGCGGCACGACCAGCGAAGCGCGGCGUGGCGAGUGGCGCGGUGGCGCAAGCGGUCGGCUUCGCGGAGAGGAGCGUAUGGGGCGCCGGACUGACUGGGGCGGCACGGUCAGCACCCGGCAGCCGGCGGGCAAGGCUGCACUUGAGGUGUGCGGAUUGAGGCGCGCGUGCGCCACGUAUGUAGUACUGCAAUGUGAUUCUUCGUAAGCUGUUGACUUCGUGCAUGCCGCGCAACGUAGCGGGAAGGUGGGUAGUCUUCAUACAACGGGGCGGUUGGAAGGGCUUCUGGCCGUCGCACUGAUUGCUGGAGCCGGCAUGCGAUGCGCAACAGCCUGGCUGCUUAGAAUGUACGACAGGGGCAGAGGGAGCUUGCAUGAGGAGUUGUGUGCACCUGGCAGGGUCACCAUGACGGCAUCGGUGUGAACAGUAAUGACGUACGGUGAUUUCCUGAAGCGCUCGGUGAUUCUGCAUAUCCUUAACCAGCACUUGAUGCGCGCAUAUUGGCCUUGGCGACACAGAGAAACCCCUCUUGUGUAUUUGGAAUGGAGCGUGGUAGCAUUUGGUGGGGUGCUGGUUAAAAAGGCAGACCGCUUGUGGCUGCCUCUCUGCCAGCAGUUAUAAGGCCUGGAUGAUGUCUGCGCACUUUGGCGCUUUGGAGCAUGGCCAUGGAGCAGCCUAUGGAACGCAGUCGCUGCAAUUGGGGCAUGGAACUGUUGGAGCAUUGCUGUGACGCACGGCUGCAGCCGUGGGCAACGGGUCUUCCGCAGGAAGGCUGCUGCCGGCCCGGAGUAUGGUAUCAUUUCAGAAAGCAUUGUGGGGCCUGACGCUUGCCCAUCCUGGGCCCUGCAGCGCAUGCUUUUAUGACUCAUAAAUAUACAGUGGCGACAUGGACGGUCUGCUGAUGCGUGUGGGCUGCGGUGGGGCCUUGAAGUAGGGAGCUUUUACCCCAGCGCAGGCGGAUACAGGUAUACGGGCAAAGAUUGGAGGUGGCCUCGGAUGUGUAGUAAUAAAUUGCAUUGCUUGUCGGUGGGUAGGGCGCAUUGUGCAGGCUAGUUCUACGUUUGAUCACAGUACCGGUGCCCUCGUUCAUGCAAGGGUGCAGGACGCAGCAGACACAGGAUGUGGGUUCUGUGAUACUUUGCGAGCUAGUCUCAAAAGGUGGAAUCAUGGUAUAUAUAAUGACAAUGGGUACGGCCGCGCUUCAACAGCCGUGACUAACACACGCAACUGGUAUUGUAACACACAGCCAUGAAGCUGUCCUCCUACCGGUGUUUCCUUGAAAGGUGUGUUGGGGGAUGCAUUUGAAUUGGCAGUGAGCAUUUACAAGUUUCCCUGCCUUCAAGCUGGAAUGUCAAUGGGGGGGCUGUGCGCGUUCGGUUGUACAUAGAGGACGGGAGGGACAGAUCGUGCAGAUGGGUGGCAGGGUGGGAGAAGACAGAUUGUGCCAGUUGGGUUGGGCAGCACAGAUGGACAGUGGGGGCCGGGAAUGAGGAGCCCGAAAAGACAGAUGAGCCAGUGCGGAUGCCGUUGCAGGGGGAGAGUGGGAGACUAGACUUGCUGUGCGGGGCAGAGGAGAGACGCGAGUAUGGCACAUGCGCCAGGAACCCGAGGAGAGUUGACGUAGCGUUGCAGCCAGCAGCGCCGCGGCUUUUGCUCCGAUCUACUCCACUACUC